Pipistrellus nathusii (Nathusius's pipistrelle) is the source of this 342-nucleotide messenger RNA. NCBI's taxonomy places the organism in Eukaryota, Metazoa, Chordata, Mammalia, Chiroptera, Vespertilionidae. The record is from the annotation of a GenBank genome assembly.
AUGUUUCUGGGAAAUGUACUAGAAACAUUAACCAAUAGGUUUUUGGUGAGCUUAGCUUCUGUAUUCCUACUGCCGCCCAGAAAAGGGGCAGGGCUCUGUAGCCGCCAGGACAGACGAGCACCCCAUGCCUAUACCUCCCUCCCCCCAGCUAAGUCCCAGGGCAUCAUGGCCCUACCUGGAGACUGGGCUCGUUCUAUAGGCUCAGAGAGCCUGGGGAGGGUGCCAACCCCACCUCUAGUAUUUUGGGAGACGGGGAAAGUGAACAGACUUUCCCUUCCCAAGCCCCUCAGGGUGGUUCCCUACCAGCCAGGCUUGCUCCUUCGAGAAGAGAGCAGGGAGUGA